Pseudo-nitzschia multistriata is the source of this 1610-nucleotide messenger RNA. The record is from the annotation of a GenBank genome assembly. Lineage: Eukaryota; Bacillariophyta; Bacillariophyceae; Bacillariales; Bacillariaceae.
CAAAAACAGUAAAACGAAAAAGAAAAGCUUGUUGAAACAACUAAUAAAGGUAAAGCUUUGAAGUUCAAUUCAAUUCUUAUCAUGGUAUCCUCUCUAAGCUCGCGAUUGCUCGCUGGAAGCCGGGGAAGCAGUUCUGGUAACACAAGCCCACAAAACAAACGGACCGCAUCAGGAUCAAUGAAGACUAYUAGAAGUUCUAAUGACAAGAACGAAAGUAGCGUUAGUGGAUACUCAGCUGAUCGCGAAGGUCCUUCGUACCCUCCUGUUGUUUCCAUCAACCUUCAUUCGAAAUCAAAGUCAACGUUUCGAGGAGAAGCAUUGAAAUGCCCGAAACGUCGAAAAAAGRAUGAAAUACAGUUUGCAGCURUUACCGUGAAGGCUGAUCUGGCGCGGGCUGGCAAGGAAUUCAAAACGGUUAACAAGAAUCUGGAGCGUUCAACAAUCUUGAAGGAKAUGGAUAUCAAUCUAAAAGAUCAUGUGAAGCUAAUGCAUUCUAGUGACGUAAAGGGUUCUCUUGUUCUGCCUUCGGAUAUCGGGCAAAAGAGCACCAUUAGCGAUUACACGGGUCUCAUUAACGCAGUUAGUGAAUUUUACCCAUCUAAAUCACCCCGAAUGAGUGACAUCAAAUCAUUAGAAGGAGCAAUACCAGUAGCACAAAAUGCAUGGUCAGAACCAAGUACAAUGUCUGUCAGCGAUACCUUGAGUGAUUCUGGAAGUGAUAACACGAAUGGUUCUCUGCCACCUCUAUUAGAAGAUUCUCUUGACCAUAGCAGCAGGCAAGUUAAGAAGAAAGAAAAGAGAAAGUUGAAAACAGUCGACCCCUCCAAAAAUAUUUCUUCUAUAUCCAAUGCAAUAACAAUGGCAGAAAUUUUGCAACUCAGUAAAACAGCCAGGUAUGAAAUACGUGACUAUUUAUGCGCCUAAUUGUUAAUACCUUGGCUACCCUUCUUGUUGUCUAUUGCAUUUUAUUUCKAAAACAACGACACUCACCAACAAUGRCCUUUCUAUCCAUUGUAAUUGUAUAAACCUUAUCAUUACWUGCAACUCCCAUUCUUUAACAGAGUCGUAACAAGUUCAUCUGCUCCCUUUCCGGUCAUUCACGCAAAUGCAGCUUUCCACCGUUUAUCAGGCAAAAAGUCGACUUUGAUUGGGAAGCCAUUUUCUUCCUUGUUGGAACCUCAAGSUGAUUCUUCUGAAGAUAGUGAGACUMUUUUAUCCUUUGUGGCUUCCUCGAGUGAGGGUGAAGGGCACAAGUUGCACUUGUCACCAAUAAAUUCAGGCGCGGGCGCUUCGGAUGAACAGAAUGAACCCGUGAAAUGCACAGUCAGAGUUUCUCCCAUCUUYGAACAGAGGACACCAAUCAAUGAAACAGUAAGCGUUGAAUACUUUGUCUUCGAAUUUGUUUCGGAAGGCAAAGAAUUUGAUGAAACUGCUAUCACCAGUAAUGCUUCCGCUUCUUUUUCAAAUUUGAAAGCACCCAUGGGAGUCGUUGCGUAGGUAGAAGCCAGGGGGACUAGAAGGCUCGAUUUAUGGCACCGAUGAAUUCGAUCAUUCUGUGGUUUGUACAGUAUUUUACGAGCGUUUUCUUACAAUAAUCAAGGCGAGUUUUG